CUCAGAUGUCCUUGUAGCUAUGGAAACUCAUCAGCGGGCAGCAUCCUCCUCCAGUUUGUUCACCCCGUCGUCUGGACAGCUAAGCUAAAUUUGUAUGUAAAACAUCGGUUCAAAAUGGCGAUCGGCCGUCAAACGCUUUCCUUGGUGCUCCUCUCAUGGCUGUGCAAGAGUACAGCUUUUGCUGUAAUACUCCGAACAACUGAAAAAUCAGUAUGGACAAAUGAAUUUGAAUCAAUUGAGUUGACCUGCUUGAUAGAGUCCAUUUCUACAAACAAUCCCAGAAUUGAAUGGAAAAAAAUUAAAAAUGGUGUACCCAGCUAUGUGUAUUUCCAAAAUAAAAUUUCAGGUGACUUGGAGCACAGGGCUUUGCUGAGAGAGCCUGCAAACCUUCUGAUCCUGAACACCAGCAGAUCGGACACAGCUCAGUAUCGCUGUGAGGUGGCGGCCAUCGACGACCAGAAGCCCUUUGAUGAAAUACUAGUCAGUCUCGCUGUAAGAGUGAAGCCGGUGAUGCCCAGGUGUAGUGUGCCGGACGCAGUUACAGUGGGUUCAAGCACUGAACUGCGCUGUAUUGAGAACGAAGGCUUUCCACAGUCACAGUAUCAGUGGUUCAAAAACAACGAGGAGCUGCCAGAAGACCCGAAAACCAGCAGCAAGUUCUACAAUUCUUCAUACACCAUGAACACUGAGACUGGUUCGCUGAAAUUCCGGUCUGUGAAGAAAGAGGAUGCAGGUGAAUACUAUUGCCAGGCCAGGAAUGAGGCAGGAUGGUCAAAAUGCAGUCCUCAGACCAUGGAAGUUUAUGAUCUGGACAUUGUGGGCAUAUUCCUGAAGGUGUUAGGCGGAGUGGCAGCAUUUAUAUUAGUCAUUGUGGGGAUCUGUCAGAUUCAAAAAAGUGGCUACUGUUCCUGCAAGGAUCAUAGGGAAACCAAUUACAAAGUACCCCAACAUGACAAUAGGAUGGACUAUGCCAGUCCAGAUGAGGGACAUUUCCGCCACAAGUCCUCCUUUGUCAUAUAAAAUCAAAGAAGAGGAGACGAGCGCUUCAAUCGUGUGAAUGCCUUGUGAGCUGACUUUUGAACUGUCAAAUUGUGCUUUUUACGCUGAGGUGCAUCUUGAGCUUCAUGGCUUGCCAAAGUUAUAACAAAAACGAAUGCUACUGUGUCGAACAGGGAAUUUUUACUCCCCUUAUUUUGAUUUUAACAGACAGUAAUCAAACACAGGUUUACUUAAAACUCCACUGUUUAUAUGUAAAAAUUACAUUCAAUUGAACAAUACUCAGAUUUAUAGCUAUUACAUGCAUCUUGUAAAGUAAAAAAUUAUUGUUUCAGCAAAUCAAAAAGGAUUGAACUUAAUAAGUAACAUAAAAGAUGAGUUUAAGUCUUUCCAAAUAAUUGUGAAUUUCUGAAUGUCAGUUGCAGACUUCAAAUUGUAGCAAGGCUGAAAUUGCAUCCAGGUGCUGCUGUAUUUUUGCCCAAAAGUAGUCAACACAUAAUACCAGUGCAAGAACUUACAUGUCUUCAAGGCAAAUAUUACAUUUCCCACUGGAAAUAUAGUGUGUGUGACUAUGUGAAGAAUCCUGUCAGUGUAAAUGUGUACAAUACCAUGCCAAGACUGUUUUAUCUGGGUCACUUUUGACAAGAGGAUUUUAUGUGUUAGUGUUUCAGCAGUGGUUAUUUAGUUCAUGAACUAUACAUUUGUAGCAUUUUAGUUUGAGAUUUAAUCAAACACCUCCGUAAAGUCAGUCGACUUGGUUGUGCAAGAUGAUUCAUUUACUUUUUUGAAAUAUUCCUCUAGAUACAGAUUACGCACUUGUGGUUUUUUUCAGAGUGCCAUUUCUGUGUUUAAGUGACCUUCAAUGCUUUAUAAUUGUUUUAUACGUUUUGGACAUAUUGUCCAGGUUUUAUGACUCAGUGUUAUUGUUUUAAUCUAUUUAUAAGAUCUACGUAUAUUGUAGUUCACUCCAGAGUAGUAGUUAGAUAGACCGUGGGCCGUGUCACAAGAAUAAAACUGAUUAUGUGGAAGCAAUCAACAUAGUCUAUCCUUUCAUUUUGUUUUUAAAACAUGUAGCUAUAUAUGUAAUUGGACCAUCAAAUUUACUUUGUUUUUAAAUAAAUGCAGUGGAACGGAGGUAUUAUCUUGAAAUUUGAAAACAAGAACAAGAAAUAAACUCAUAAGUUUCUUUUAGCUUCUUUUUUAAUAAUUUGACAAUAUAUUAGUCAUGCCUCAUUGCAUGUCCCACUGUCUAAAAACAGUAUGACAGAAAAACAAAUGAACAAGAGAGCCUGGGUUCCAUCAUUGUACUAUAUAUGUCAUACAACUGAACUUAAUAAAAUAAUCUAAUUUCAUGAAUUGGGCAAAUCUAAUGGAUAUGCCUAAGCAAAUUGACAGAACAGAACAAAAUAGAACAGACAGGGGCCAGUAUAUUCCAAUAUGUAAACAAAUAUAAAGAAAGUAUCUCUAAUCGAAUUAUUCAAAGUGUUUGUUGGCAAACCAUUUUAUUGUACAUUUUUAUUUAAGGCUCAAUGUUAUACAGUUUUUACCUUUUCAUACUAUUGAGUGCCAGGCAAUGGGUAGACAGAAUCUAAUAAGUGUAGUUAAAGGGAUAGUUCACCCAAAAAUGAAAAUUUUAUGUAUAUCUGCUUA
Sinocyclocheilus grahami is the source of this 2646-nucleotide messenger RNA. RefSeq names its product junctional adhesion molecule C-like. The record is from RefSeq and is a predicted model, not a curated record. Gene Ontology annotation, molecular function: integrin binding; protein heterodimerization activity; cell-cell adhesion mediator activity. NCBI's taxonomy places the organism in Eukaryota, Metazoa, Chordata, Actinopteri, Cypriniformes, Cyprinidae. The transcript has 9 exons. Gene Ontology annotation, cellular component: protein complex involved in cell adhesion; cell-cell contact zone; plasma membrane. The coding region runs from base 115 to 1020 and encodes 301 amino acids. Gene Ontology annotation, biological process: cell migration; cell-cell adhesion.